AUGUGCAUCGAUUAUCAUUCCAAAUGGAUUGAGGCUGCGCCCCUGACGGCCAUUACAACCGAGAAGGUUCAAAACUUCCUGCAACGCAACAUCUUCUACCGCCACGGUAUGCCUGAGUCUAUCAUCAGAGAUAACGGCACGCAAUUCAAUAACGAUCACCUCAUCACAUGGUGCAAGGCAAGAGGGACUAAGCUCAAAUUCGCAUCUGUAGCACAUCCAAAAACCAACAGGCAAGUAGAAGCCGCUAACAAGCUGAUCAAAGGCCUUCUUAGAAAAAAGUUGGAUGAAGCCAAAGGACUUUGGCCCGAAAAACUCGACGAAGUGCUAUAG
This is a messenger RNA of Argentina anserina (silverweed cinquefoil), 330 nucleotides long. RefSeq lists its product as uncharacterized. Lineage: Eukaryota; Viridiplantae; Streptophyta; Magnoliopsida; Rosales; Rosaceae. The transcript has a single exon. Gene Ontology annotation, biological process: DNA integration. The record is from RefSeq and is a predicted model, not a curated record. The coding region runs from base 1 to 330 and encodes 109 amino acids. Gene Ontology annotation, molecular function: nucleic acid binding.